Notothenia coriiceps (black rockcod) is the source of this 912-nucleotide messenger RNA. Its product is annotated as ankyrin repeat and sterile alpha motif domain-containing protein 1B-like. Gene Ontology annotation, cellular component: cytosol. Gene Ontology annotation, molecular function: ephrin receptor binding. The record is from RefSeq and is a predicted model, not a curated record. Bases 1 to 912 code for a protein of 303 amino acids. Gene Ontology annotation, biological process: ephrin receptor signaling pathway. Lineage: Eukaryota; Metazoa; Chordata; Actinopteri; Perciformes; Nototheniidae. The transcript is spliced from 8 exons.
AUGGAAGCUGACUUCAGUCGGAACCAUGAGCGGGAGACGGCGCUGCACUGUGCGGCGCAGUACGGUCACUCUGAGGUGGUGUCAGUGCUGCUUCAGGAGCUUACCGACCCCACCAUGAGGAACAGCCAACAGGAGACCCCUCUGGACCUGGCCGCCAUGUACGGCCGGCUACAGGUGGUGUGCAUGCUGGUGAGCGCUCACCCCAACCUCAUGACUAGUCACACGCGCCGACACACUCCGCUCCACCUGGCCGCUCGCAAUGGACACCACAGCACCGUGCACACGCUGCUGGAGGCCGGCAUGGACGUCAACUGUGUGACGGAGAAUGGCAGUGCCCUCCAUGAGGCGGCUCUCUUUGGGAAGAUGGAUGUAGUCCGCCUGCUGCUUGACUCAGACAUCGACACCAGUCUGACAGACUGCAAGGGGAGAACGGCUCUCGAGAUCCUGAGAGAUCAUCCUGCAUCCAAAUCUCAGCAAAUCACUGCUCUUAUCCAAGAAUACAUGAUGGACGAGAUGGAGAGGAGGAGUAUCGUGGAGGAGCCAGUCAGAAAAUGUCCCAUCCCUGCCCCUCGAACCUCCGUCCCCUCACCCUGUGCCUCCCCCUCCCUCAGACACAAGAAUGAUGCCGUGACAAGUGAGCUGUCCAAGCUGCUCCACGAGAUCAAAAAGUGCCGGGACAGAGACUACUCCUUCGAGGAGCUCUGCCACACCAUCUCCUCUCACUCCAUGGACAGCUUUGGCAGCGGGCGGCUCUCUGACGAGGAGCGGCCCGACAGACCCAACGGGACCCUGACACGAGUAAAGGCAAUUGGUUUAGAGGAUGCUCACUGCUCCCCUCAGAUUCUCAGCAUCCUGGAGAAAAUAAAGCCUUGCUUCAGUGCCAGCAGCACAGACAGAUGUCCCGCUUUCUGA